AUCACAGCAGAGCAUGCCCCUCACUGUGUCCCUCCAGCCAAUCCAUUCAAGUAUCUUCUUCACUGAGGCGGAGCUCAGAAUGAAGAAGAGAGAGAGAGAGAGCAGCUGAGCAGUUAGAACAAAGAGCUGAGACACCCACCCAACACUGAACCAUUCAUUGGAGGAGGGGAGAGGAGCAGAUGUGUGCAGACUAUGACAGACAGACUUGGAGAGCUUCUGAGAGUCAUAAGCCUCUGAAACUAGUGAGGGCAUCCCUCCAUCCUUUGCUUCAUUUCAGGCUGACCGCAGUGAGGCCUGGUGCAAAGCUUGAUCCUGAGCAUGUCCUGAGCAGCUGUGUAGAUCUGCUGAUAGAGUGACAAAGGGUUUUUUACAUUAAUUUCAGAAGGAUCUCACUGACAAAGAGAGAAGUGAUGGGAGCAGAAAGAAAGCAGCUAUUUUCAGUGUGGAGAAGAUAGAGCCGCAGACAUGGAACAGAAUAAAGUGAUGGAGAGUGUUAAACAAAGGCUUAAAGACCAUCUUCGGGACAAGUUUACAUGGAUACAUGAGGGGACAUCGGAUAGUCGGUCUCGACUUGACAGUGUCUACACAAGACUGUUCAUCACCCAGCAAGCUCAGGAAUUUAGUUCCAUACCACACGAGAUUCUAGAUCACUUUAAUGUCCCAGAUCAGCAGUCACCAUUUUCAGAGGUUAAUUAUCAACAGAUUGACUUCCUGAAUAUCUUUAAACCAGGAAGAAGCAAUGUCCAACAGCAACCAGCAAAAGACAAGGCAAUCCAAAGAGUCUUGACGAAAGGGAUCGCUGGUAUUGGAAAGACAUUCACUGUCCAAAAUUUUGCCCUCAACUGGGCCGAAGGAAAAUCCAACCAGCACAUUGAUUUUAUCUUUGUGCUCCUCUUUAGAGAGCUGAACAUGCUCAGAGAUGGUGACUACAGUCUGCUGCAACUUCUUCUUUGUUUCUACCCUGAACUGAAACCCCUGGAAGGUAUGCAGCAGCUUGUUAACAAGCAGGUGCUGUUCAUCUUUGAUGGCUUGGAUGAAAGUAGAUUUCCACUGGACUUUGAUGGAAGUGUAAGAAUGGAUGACAUGAAUCAGAGAUCAACAGUCAAUGUGUUGCUGACCAACCUCAUCAAAGGCAACCUGCUGCCUGGUGCUCUGCUGUGGGUAACAUCCAGACCUGCAGCAGCCAGUCAGAUUCCUUCAAAAUACAUUGAUCAGAUGACAGAAGUCCAAGGCUUCACUGAGCGACAAAAAGAAUUAUACUUUAGUAAGAGAUUCAGCACAGCCAGCCAGGCCAAAGAAGUCCUGUCUUGUCUUAGAGGAAUGAUAAGCUUCUAUUUUAUGGGCCAUAUUCCAAUCUUUUGCUGGAUCAUUGCUGAGGUGUUUAGGAAAGGAUGGAGUGAUGAAAAGAGUCGCAGGAUCACAACAAUGACAGAACUGUACAUUUAUUAUUUACUGAUUCAAACACAAAGAACAACACAGAAAUAUGCAGGGAAAAGCUCAAAGAAGAGAGCCAAAAAGAAAAAGUCUCAGGCCCAGAAUUCUGCCAUGCUGUCAAACCUGUCCAAGUUGGCAUUUGAUCAGCUGCAGAAAGGAAACAUCAUAUUCUAUGAAGAGGACCUCAGAGAAAGUGGCAUCAACGUUGAUGAAGCUUCAGUGUUUUGUGGGUUUUGCUCAGAAAUCCUGAAGGAAGAACGUGGUCUGUACAAGAAAAAGAUGUUCAGCUUUGUGCAUUUAAGCUUUCAGGAGUUUCUUGCAGCUCUUUACAUGCACCACUGCUGCAUGACAAAGAACAUCAACACUUUGAAGUCUUUCCUGAGUACUGAUCCUACAGAUAUGAGCUUUCUUGAACUACAGAAAAAGGUUGUGGAUAAAGCCAUGCAAAGUGAGAAAGGUCAGUUAGAUCUGUUUCUCUGUUUCUUCCUUGGAUUUUCCCUGGAGUCCAAUCAAACCAUGCUGCAGAGUUUACUGCCUCAGGCAAAGAGCAGCUCGGACACGAGUGAAGAGAUGAAGGGAUACCUAAAAAAUUUCAGUGUUGAAAACAUUCCACAAGAGAGGUGUAUGAAUCUUUUCCUCUGCAAGAUGGAGCUCAAGGAAGAGAGAUUUCAGGAUGACAUCAGAAUGUAUCUAAAUUCAGGAGUGAAACUCUCACCCAUUGACUGUUCAGUACUGUCCACCAUGCUGCAGAUAUCUGGGGAAGUGGUGGAGGAACUUGAUCUGACAAAAUCCAUUACACCAAUUAUAGGGACUGAGAAACUUGUCCAGCAAUUGAAGAACUGCAAAAAGGCUGUACUCAAAAGUGAGCAUGCCUCAGUGAGUGCAACAGAUGAUCGUCUACAUAUACUACUCUCCAUUCUUCAGUCAGCAGACUCUUGCUUAAGAGAGCUGUGCUUGGUGUGUUUUGCUAAUAUGAGUGGUAAUUUUCCUUAUGAUCUCUUGGUUGUGUUGGGAAGUCCUGACUGUAAACUGGAGACACUGAGGUUAUCAGGAUUUUCUCUAGACUUUCAGAAUUGUCACAUUAUGGCCUCUAUCCUUCAAUCUAAACAAUCAACCCUGAAGGUGCUGGACCUGACUAACUGCAUGUACAGUUAUGCACAGAACUACAGUGGAUAUUAUACAAGAGAGUUGAAGAUAAAUGAAAACUAUGAAGAUUUCAUUGAUGAAUUAACUCCACUGACUGUUAUUCCUUCUGCCUUGAUUGGUCCUAUCUGCAAACUGGAGGAGUACAGAAUGGCUGGUUGUUACCUGAAAAAUAAAUGCUGUCAGCUGUUUGCCUCAGUUCUCAGCUCUAACUCCCAGCUGAGAGAGCUUGACCUCAGUUGCAAUGACUUGCAGGAUUCAGGCGUGCAGCUGCUCUCUGUUGGACUUGGGAGUUCAAAAUGUAGGCUGGAAACACUGAGGCUAUCAUGCUGUGGGAUCACAGAGGAAGGCUGUGUCUCUCUGGCCUCGGCUCUGAAGUCCAACCCCUCAUAUCUCAGAGAGCUGGACCUUAGCUACAAUCAUCCUGGAGUGUCAGGAGUGAAACUGCUCUCUGAGCAACUGGAAGACCCAAAAUAUAGACUGGAAAAGCUCAAUGUGGACCACAAUGAAGAGCACUGGCUCAACCCACAGCUUCUCAACAAGUGUAAGUGUUACUGAGUUUCUGCUCUGUGAAAUGGACUAAACUGAAACUUAACUCAUACAGUUUCUUUCAUAGAUGCCUGUGAUCUUACAUUCGACCCCAACACUGUGAACAAAAACUUCUCUUGUCUGAAUGUGGCAAGAAAGUGAGCCACACUCAGGAAAAGCAGCCCUAUCCUGAUCAUCCAGAGAGAUUUGAC
Messenger RNA from Archocentrus centrarchus (flier cichlid), 3317 nucleotides. Its product is annotated as NACHT, LRR and PYD domains-containing protein 12-like. The coding region runs from base 466 to 3135 and encodes 889 amino acids. The transcript is spliced from 9 exons. NCBI's taxonomy places the organism in Eukaryota, Metazoa, Chordata, Actinopteri, Cichliformes, Cichlidae. The record is from RefSeq and is a predicted model, not a curated record. Gene Ontology annotation, molecular function: protein binding.